UGGAGCCGUGCUAGCGUCCGCGCCAUCAGGCCGGAGGUGGUGCCGAGGGCCGGUUUCAGUAUAUGGUUUUCCCCGCCAAGCGGCUGUGCUUGGUGCCAUCCAUGGAGGGCGUCCGCUGGGCCUUUUCCUGUGGCACCUGGCUGCCGAGUCGAGCCGAAUGGCUGCUGGCGGUGCGGUCGAUCCAGCCUGAGGAGAAGGAGCGCAUUGGCCAGUUCGUCUUUGCCCGGGACGCUAAGGCAGCCAUGGCUGGUCGUCUGAUGAUAAGGAAAUUAGUUGCAGAGAAAUUGAAUAUCCCUUGGAAUAAUAUUCGUUUGCAACGAACUGCAAAAGGAAAACCAGUUCUUGCAAAGGACUCGUUGAAUCCUUACCCCAAUUUCAACUUUAACAUCUCUCAUCAAGGGGACUUUGCGGUGCUUGCUGCUGAACCUGAACUACAAGUUGGAGUUGAUAUAAUGAAGACUAGUUUUCCAGGUCGCGGUUCAAUUCCAGAAUUCUUUCAUAUUAUGAAAAGGAAGUUUACCAACAAAGAAUGGGAAACCAUCAGAAGCUUUAAGGAUGAAUGGACUCAGCUGGAUAUGUUUUACAGGAAUUGGGCAUUGAAAGAAAGCUACAUAAAAGCCAUUGGUGUUGGACUAGGAUUUGAAUUACAGAGGCUUGAAUUUGAAAUAUCUCCCUUAAACUUGGAUAUAGGCCAAGUUUAUAAAGAAACACGUUUGUUCCUGGAUGGUGAAGAAGAAAAAGAGUGGGCAUUUGAGGAAAGCAAAAUAGAUGAGCAUCAUUUUGUUGCAGUAGCUCUUAGGAAACCCGAUGGAUCUAGACAUCAAGAUGUUCCAUCUCUAGAUGAUUCUAAACCAACCCAGAGGCAAUUUACUAUUCUCACCUUUAAUGAUUUAAUAUCAUCUGCUGUUCCCAUGACACCUGAAGAUCCUUCAUUUUGGGACUGUUUUUGUUUCACAGAAGAAAUUCCAAUACGAAAUGGUACAAAGUCAUGAUAUGAUUUCCUAACAAAAGGGAAACAAAAAGUAUAAUUUUCCAUAUUCACAGAAAAAUAGAUGCCUGUUAGUAGCAAAUUUUAUUGCAGAAAAUGGUCUUAAGGAAAAUUGAAAAUUUUUUCUCUUAAAAAGUGAACUUCAGUUCCAAUAGCUCACUAAAAUAUAUAUUUAUCUCUUUUCUAAAAUUAGGUUGAAUUGCUAGAAAUAGAAUCUAAAAGUGAUUUGUACUCAUUAUAGAAAAAAUAGAAAAAUGCAAAUUUGCAAAAAGGAAACAUUUAAAUUCUAUCAUUUAGAUAUAACUGCUCUUAGACCUUGAGUGUAUUCCAGACCUUUUUCUUGGCAAAUGAAUCCAUAUUAACUUUUUAAAAAAAUUUUUAAAAAAUGAGAACAUGCUGAUUUAUAAUUUAGUUUUCACUGUACAAAAACUGUUCCUGAGUUUACCUCUGUGACAUGACUUAAAGUGAUUCUAAAGUAUUCACUUGUACAACUGAUAUCAGGGUGCUUUGGGGAGAGGUAACAAAAGUACUGGCAUUAUUUCAUGUAACACAAUUCAAAAAAUUGUCAUUAAGGAUGUGGGUUUUUCGUUUUCUUUUUUUUUUUUUUUUUUUGGACUUGGCCUCAGUUUAUUGGUUUUUACCUUGGUCUCAUUCCUCUCCCAAUCACAAGAGCUGCUAUUUCAUUUCCUGGUUUAAAUCUUCAUAAAUCUGCAUCUAGAAGUCAGGACAUACCAUUUUCCCCCAUUUGUCUGUCAUUUAGGAAGACUUCUUCCAAAAGCCCCUAGAAAACUUCCCCCAGUUUCCACUGACUCACAUCAAGCCACAGAGAAAGCCAAUGUUUAACAUUUUUAGACUCUGUUAAAAGUAGACUGUUGUAAACGAAGAAGCUAUGGCAGGUUUGGCAGAAAUGGCAAAGUCCAUUGCCUGCCGAAAGAAAGAUGUGGCACAGUGUACUCUGUUUCCUCUGUGUUAGACAUUUGGUUGUUGUGAUUUAUUACUGUUAGCAGUGAUGCAGUAAAUGUCUUACAUUUUGAGGUCCUUGCUUAAUUAUGUCCUUAAGAAAGUUUUUAGAAGUGGAAGAAUAAUUGGCUCAAAGUGCUUAAAUAUUUUUAGAGCUUGGUAAGUAUUGCCGUAUUGCUCUUUAAAAGAUUGUGCAAUUUACACCUCCAGUUAGUAGUAUGUUAGUGACUAUUCCCCACUAUUCCUGGUCAGCUAUAGGUAUUAUUUUUUUCCAGUGUGUUUAGUCUUUGCCACUACAACUGAAAAAUGGUAUGUCAUUUUUUAGAUUUGUAUUUUCAUUACAAAUAAGGUCGGUAUAUCAUUGUUAUUUACUGUAUUUCCUUUUUAUGAGCCUCCUAUUCAUUGCCUUUGUUUUUGUUUGUCUAUUUGUUUUAGUUAAUAGGACUUAAUUUAAAGUGGGAACAUAAUAUAUAAGAUGCCAAGACCAUCAUAUUGAUGACAACAUCUACUAAAUUGUUGUAGUGCAUGUCUUGGAGAUUGAAGUCUUGUUGUUAAAUAUCAAGAAAUAAAAUAAUUUCAUUUUUGUAUUACUAACAUUAAAAUUUGUGUGUAAAUUAUACAAAAUUAGGUAUACUUGGCUUAGUAAAAAAAACUGGAAUGUUUUAUAAUUUUUUAAUUUUAUUAAGCAUGCCUCCUUAUUUCAAGCAUAGUAAGUAUGUGUUUAGAAAAUACCAAGUAGCAUUUAUAAGAGAGGCAGUAUUGUUAUUCCUAGCAUGAGUGUAUUGGUGAUAUGAAAAACAAUUUGUCUUGUCAUUGUACUAAUAAAAUGAUUUAACAUUU
Lepus europaeus (European hare) is the source of this 2788-nucleotide messenger RNA. It is a transcript of the gene AASDHPPT, whose product is annotated as aminoadipate-semialdehyde dehydrogenase-phosphopantetheinyl transferase. Lineage: Eukaryota; Metazoa; Chordata; Mammalia; Lagomorpha; Leporidae. The coding region runs from base 63 to 992 and encodes 309 amino acids. The record is from RefSeq and is a predicted model, not a curated record. Gene Ontology annotation, molecular function: magnesium ion binding; holo-[acyl-carrier-protein] synthase activity. Gene Ontology annotation, cellular component: cytosol. The transcript has 6 exons.